Molecule: messenger RNA, 1470 nt
Organism: Hevea brasiliensis (rubber tree)
Lineage: Eukaryota; Viridiplantae; Streptophyta; Magnoliopsida; Malpighiales; Euphorbiaceae
Exons: 14
Coding region: 1-1227 (408 amino acids)
Biological process (GO): protein ubiquitination; ubiquitin-dependent protein catabolic process; mitotic cell cycle checkpoint signaling
Cellular component (GO): nucleus
Molecular function (GO): metal ion binding; ubiquitin-protein transferase activity
Source: RefSeq, a predicted model, not a curated record
AUGAAACGGAAACGGAAGGAUACGGCUAAGAUAUGUUUCGAGACCGUUAAAAAACCAGCCGCAUCGCACAACGGAGAAGAAGAAGAAGAACACGGAGAAGACGACUUACCUGGUCAACGGACGGCGGUGCAAGUGGUGGCUGGACCUGGAUCAUCUGGAUAUUUGAGUUACAGAUUUGAAGUAAUGCCUCCUCCAGAAUCCUGCAAACAGCAGUUAAAGAUCUGUAUAGAUGCUGAGCAUGCAAAAUGUAGCAUCUGCUUAAACAUCUGGCAUAAUGUUGUUACUGUUGCUCCUUGCCUUCAUAACUUCUGCAAUGGAUGUUUCUCAGAGUGGUUAAGGAGAUCACAGGAGAAACAAUCUACUGUGCUUUGUCCUCAGUGUAGGGCAGCUGUACAUUUUGUUGGUAGAAAUCACUUUCUGCAGAGCAUUGAGGAGGAUAUACUUCAAGCUGAUUCUUCAUUAAAACGUUCAGAUGAAGAAAUUACUCUUCUAGAUUCCUAUGCAUCAAUAAAAUCUAAUCUUGUCAUUCAAAGUGGUAAGAAGCGGGCACGUACAAAUGAUGUGGAAAGUGGAGAAGAACAUAUGGAGUUCCCAUGCCUUCAAUGUGGUACAGAAUUUAGUGGCUUUCGCUGCAGUGAACACAUGAUCCAUUUGCAAUGUCAAGCUUGUGGAGGAAUGAUGCCUUCCAGAACUGAUAUUAAUGUACCACAACACUGUUUGGGAUGUGAUAGAGCAUUUUGCAGUGCUUAUUGGCAUGCUCAAGGGGUUCACAGAAGUAACUCUCAAAUGGUGUGCGGUAAUGAGAAUUUUAAACCGGUUUCUCAACACACUAUCUCUCAGAUUCCAUUUUUGGCGCAUGAGAUGAAUCGGCAUGAACAGGAUAUCACUGCGAGGUGUAUCAGACAGAUGGGAAAAACAUUGCAAGAUAUUGUCUCAGAUUGGAUUAGCAAGCUGAACAACGGAGAAAUUGAUCGGACAAGAAUGCCAUUGAAUCAUGCUGAGAUGAUAACUGCAGGAACACAUGUUUGCAAUGAUUGUUAUGAUAAACUGGUCUCCUUUCUCUUGUACUGGUUUCGGGUUUCAUUGCCCAGACAUUUUCUACCAGCUGAUGCAAUUAACAGGGAAGAUUGCUGGUAUGGAUAUGCAUGUCGUACCCAACACCAUAAUGAAGCUCAUGCUCGUAAAAGAAAUCAUGUCUGCCGUCCUACGAGGGUUUCUUAUCAAUAAAUAAUUUCUAACUUUAUAUUUGUGUUUUGUUCACUUAUUGCACAUAUUGUACUUAAGUAAAAUCGCCUCGCAAACUUUCUCAUCGCAUGGCAGAUUUCUAUUUUGAAAGCUAGGUUUUGGUAUUACAGGCCUUGUGAGACAGCUAGGGCAUCUUCACUUGUGAAAAUUUAUAACCAAAAAGUUGUGGAAAGGCAACGAGUUACAUUUGGGAUAUUUAUGGAUAUGGAGUUGUUUUUAGGUUAA